AUGUCCGCCCAACCAGCCCCUCCAACCCCCAAACUAAUCUACCCAGCCCCCUUCCCCGGCCGCGGCGAACACAUCCGCCUCCUCCUCGAAGAAGCCGGCGUCCCCUACAUCGAAGGCACACUCCCAGAAUUCCAAUCCCUAAAAUCCCCCGAAAACCUCGGCGACUCAAUCAACACGCCGCUCUUCGCUCCACCCUUCCUCCAAUACGGCGACCUGACUCUAAGCCAAACCCCCAACAUCCUGCUCUUCCUGGCUCAGCAGUUCGGCCUAGCUGGAGAUCCACAAGAUCCCCACGCGGUGUACAGGCUCAAUGGACUUGCCUUGACGGCGCUGGAUGGGUUCAGUAAUGCGGUGCAUGAUUGUCAUCAUCCGCUAGGAGGGAACUUCUACUAUGAGGAGCAGAAGGGGGAGAGUUUGGUGAGGAGUAAGGAUUAUUUGAAGACGAGGUUGCCGCUUUUCUUGGGGUAUUUUGAGAGGGUGCUGAAGGGGGAGGCGAGUGGCGAGGGGCCUUGGUUGCACGCGGGAGAGUUUACGUAUGCGGAUUUGGUGCUUUUUCAGUGUCUUAGCGGUACGAGACACCAAUUCCCGAAAGCCAUCCAGAGAGCCGAGGACUCAGGCAACUACGACUUGGUCUUCAAGCUCUACAACGCAGUCCAAGACCGUCCUAGGAUCAAGGCAUAUCUGGAAAGUAAUCGACGACAGAAAUAUGGGAACGGUAUCUAUAGGCAUUACCCUGAACUUGACGUAGAUCCAGAGGAUGGAGAAUGA
Messenger RNA from Zasmidium cellare ATCC 36951, 768 nucleotides. RefSeq lists its product as uncharacterized. Bases 1 to 768 code for a protein of 255 amino acids. Gene Ontology annotation, molecular function: glutathione transferase activity. The transcript has 2 exons. Gene Ontology annotation, biological process: glutathione metabolic process. Lineage: Eukaryota; Fungi; Ascomycota; Dothideomycetes; Mycosphaerellales; Mycosphaerellaceae. The record is from RefSeq and is a predicted model, not a curated record.